Molecule: messenger RNA, 1364 nt
Organism: Durusdinium trenchii
Lineage: Eukaryota; Dinophyceae; Suessiales; Symbiodiniaceae
Source: the annotation of a GenBank genome assembly
UUUGUUGAUUGGUUGGUUGCCUCCUCGUUGAGCACAGAACAUCUGGAGUCCAAUUGUCUUUUGCAAUGGCGCUGGUGCUGGUGCACGUCCAGAGUGCCGUUUCAGGGUCUUCUUUAGGUCAGUGCUACGCGGGCACACUUUCAGAACUCAAGUCUUGGGUUUCGCAGCAGUUGGAGGUUCCAGUCUGUGAGCAGCGGUUCUUCUUGGAUGGCGAGGUUAUCUCAGACUCCGUCUUGGCCACAUUGAGCAGAGAUCAGACUACUCUCGAGCUCCAGCUUUUAUGCUUGGAUCCGUCAUGGGCUUCUGCGCUAGAAGCGGUAUGUGAAGACGGCCAUGCCCUGGAACACUUCCCGAAAGUUCAGAAUGAUAGGGAGAUUGUCAUGGCAGCAGUGAAGUCAAGGGGAACUGCUUUGAAGUUUGCUGAUCCUGCGCUGCGGCGGGACCGAGAAAUUGCCCUCGCUGCUGUGGCUAAGGAUGGCCAUGCUCUACGAUAUGCAUCCGCUUUGCGAGCAGACCGUGAGGUUGUAUUGGCGGCUGCGUUGAACAGUGGCUCGUCGAUUCAGCAUGCCGCCCCGCACUUGCGGAAAGACAUUGAAAUUGGUGCUGUUGCUAUGCUUGAAGAUCAGCGUGCUCUGUCUUUUGUUCCACAGGACCUGUGGGUUGACUGCUUGGAAGAGGCUCGAAGAGAAUCCUCGAGACGAAUGCAGAAGAUGUGCUCUCUAUCUCCAACGAAUGGCCCGGACUUGAACUUUGUUCUGGCAAACUUUGUUAGAUACCUUCCCUGCUGUCUUGGUGGUGCGGCAGGGUGCCUUGCUGGCCCCAUCCUAGCGACAGGCUUGUCCUUGCCUUCAUGGGCUGUGUGCUUGGGAACAAUGAGUGCAGGAAUUUAUGCGGGUGCAAAUGUGGUGAAUGCUUCUGAGCAAGAAACUUGUUGUCUGCAAUUUUGUUGAAUCGCUUCAGGCCUAUCCUUAUUGUGAGCCUCCCAUAGCAUUCGAUGAACGCUUUAACAUUUUUAGAUCCCAGAGUGUAGCUGAGUCUAGUGCCUUGUGGGAAGUGGCAGCCCAGGAUGUGUGGUCGUCACUGGCCAAGAAUGAUUCCACCUGACUGCAGUGGAAGGGAAUAAGUUGGCAAAUUCAACCAGAGUUGCCGUUUGGAAAUGGUGCAACUGUCUUUUGAAGGGGUGAGCUUGCCUUUUGCUUGUGAUCAUCGAAGUUUUAGCAGGAUGACGCAAGUGAAUUGUAGUGACCUUUGUUGCCUGUUUCUUUGUUCCAGCUCAUUUGACCCCCAGCUCCGGUGGGCAAAAUCCACAGUCUUCCGCUGAGGGUUCUUUUUAAAUUGCUCAACGAAGGUCCACGAGGAGAAAA